This is a messenger RNA of Formica exsecta, 2135 nucleotides long. Its product is annotated as putative RNA-binding protein Luc7-like 2. Gene Ontology annotation, molecular function: mRNA binding. Gene Ontology annotation, cellular component: U2-type prespliceosome; U1 snRNP. The coding region runs from base 98 to 1126 and encodes 342 amino acids. The transcript has 5 exons. Gene Ontology annotation, biological process: mRNA splice site recognition. Lineage: Eukaryota; Metazoa; Arthropoda; Insecta; Hymenoptera; Formicidae. The record is from RefSeq and is a predicted model, not a curated record.
AGGACAUCGGACAUCGGACGGUGUGGUUGUGGAACGUAUUCGGUUGCGCUCUGAUGGUGCGUGUAUUCUUCAGAGAGAUUGUGCCACAUUCGGAAAAAUGACGGCGCACGAUCAAAUGCGAGCUAUGCUCGACCAGUUAAUGGGCACCGGACGAAAUGGUGAGAAUAACAAAUUUCAAGUGAAAUACUCCGACUCGAAGGUCUGCAAGAGUUUUUUGCUGGCCUGCUGUCCCCAUGAAAUCCUAUCUUCGACGCGCAUGGACCUGGGAGAAUGCCCCCAGAUUCACGACUUGGCCCUACGGGCUGACUACGAGGCGGCGCAAAAGAAGAAGGAUCACUUUUACGACAUUGAUGCAAUGGAACAUCUUCAAAAUUUUAUCGCUGACUGCGAUCGCCGUACGGAACAGGCCAAGCAGCGGUUGGCGGAGACGCAGGAGGAGCUGAGCGCGGAAGUGGCAGCGAAGGCGAACAAUGUCCAUGUACUCGCCGAGGAAAUUGGUAAGAAACUAGCCAAGGCCGAACAGCUAGGCGAGGAAGGUUUUGUCGAGGAGUCGAUGAAGCUGAUGGGCGAGAUCGACGAGUUGCGUAAGAAGAAGAACGAGGCAGAACAAGAGUAUCGAAACAGCAUGCCGGCAUCAAGUUACCAGCAGCAAAAGCUAAGAGUGUGCGAGGUGUGCAGCGCCUAUCUUGGCAUACACGACAACGAUAGACGACUGGCGGAUCAUUUCGGCGGAAAGUUGCAUCUCGGCUUCAUCAAGAUCCGCGAAAAGCUCGCGGAACUUCAGAAGACCGUCGAGGAGAGGCGUAAGGAAAAGCGUGAGUCCAUGCUCGACAGGAGACGGGACAGAGACAGGGAGGAUCGUGACAAGGAUCGUGAUAGGGAUCGGAACCGCGGAGGAUUGGGCUACAGAGACCGCGAGCGUGAGCGCGACCGUGAGCGCGACCGUGACCGUGAUCGUGAUCGCGACCGCGAUCGCGAUCGCGAUCGGGAGCGCAGAGACAGGGACAAGAGAAAUAUAUAUAUAUAUAUAUAUUUAAAAAAUACAAAAUCAAAACGUUCUCGCAGUGGUAGCCACAGCCGUCGAUCUCGUUCUCGCCGCAGUGGAUCUAAUGACCGUAAGAGAUAAGAGACAGUAUGAAAAUUAUGCUCAAUCAUUUAUUUUCUCUCCUAUACGCGCACUUUCGUAAGUACGAAUUAUCGCGCUGUGGACAGUCAUCUAUAGCAAAUGUGAUGCUCUGUAUUGACGUAAACUUUGUACAUUACUCGUCAUCUAAUUGAUAUUGAUACUCUCUAUUUAUGCAGAAUCUACUCUUAUAUUAAAAUUUAUCUUAAACUUUGUUUAAAUACUAAUCUAUGUAUCAUCUCUACAUAUUUUGAAUUUUAAAAUAGUUUUAAUCUAUUGUAAAUAAGAAUAUAGCUUAAGUAUGAUUUGUAUUGACAAUUGUUAUAUGUUUAACAUACUUGAGCAUAUGUAAUAAUAGUGAUGAUAAAUAAUGACGUUACAUUAUUCGUCAUCCUAUCCUAAUCACAAAAUAUAACAUUGCUAUUAAAUAAUUAUUUAAAAGAAUGAUAAAUGAUAAAAAAGAAAAUAAAUAUCUGUUUGUUUCGGAUAUAUAUAUUGAUCUUUGAAGAGAAAAGUAAAACGAAAAUAGUUUUUUGAACAUUCUGCAUGUAAUAAGAGUUGGGAAAAAACCGUCAGUCAGGGAAACAUAUUUCGGUAAGAAGUACAUCAAAUUGAGAGAGAGAGAGAGAGAGAGAGAGAGAGAAAAAAAAUAAGGUGUGAAUUCAGAUUCAGGAUUAACUUCUAACUCUAAUUUCCAGAGAGUAUUAAAAGAUGCAUAUUUUUAUUCUCGUGUCAACGUAAGAUAAAAAAAAUAUAAAUGUGGUUAUCGAAUAGAUAAUGCAUUUCAACAGAACGAUUAUUGGAAUAAUGUUUAAUGAACAGGUUUUUUUUUUAAAUACCAGAAUAUUUUAUUAAUCUUGUAGCAAUUAAACUUUGCAUAUAAUUUAUUAUACAUUCGAAUUCUCUUGAGACAUAUUACAUUAAACAUAUGUAGACUAGAAAAAUAAUGUUUUACAUUAUAUGUACACAAGAUUAAAUAGAUUAAAUACACAAUAAAAAUAUCUACCAAAAA